CUGGUCUCCUGCGUUUCCCCUGUAGAAUGGGGCAGGGGGGGCUCAAUGAGGACCCUUCCUCCUGAGCACCCAUGCCCUGCUGCACGGCCCCCAUUGCUCUGGCAGAAGAAGGUGCAGUAGGAGACCUGCUGAUUAAUUCCAUGGCUGCCCCGUUGCACUCCCAGCUGGGGUGUGAUGGUGCCAGGGCCACUGCAAAUGCUUUGUGCCAAGUCUCUUCUGGAACAGUUUCCAGGAUGUGCACAUGCUAGCUCCUCAAGUCCCAGCAUCCCGUCCCCUGAUCCAAACGAGAUGUGGGUUGGCCCGGGGUACUGUGGAGCCUGUGUAGGCAAGUCAGACCAGAGACCCAUCUCACUUAUGCUGCGACUAAAGGAUCUAGAGCGAGCUGAGCUAGGCCAUUCUGGGGUUCACGUGAAGAUGCUGGCAGCCCCUAUCAAUCCAGCAGACAUCAACAUGAUCCAAGGAACUUAUCCCCUCCUCCCCGACUUGCCUGCAGUAGGAGGGAAUGAAGGUGUUGGACAAGUGGUGGAAGUUGGCCGUCAUGUGACUUCUCUGAAGCCUGGGGAUUGGGUUAUCCCAGCACAUGCAGAACUUGGAACGUGGCGGACGGAUGCAGUGUUCAGCGAGGAAACCCUGGUGAAACUCCCACGCGACAUCCCUUUGCUGUGUGCUGCCACCUUGAGCGUCAACCCCUGCACAGCCUAUCGGAUGCUGGCUGAUUUUGAGACCUUGGGGCCAGGUGAUUCCAUCAUCCAGAAUGCAGCCAACAGUGGCGUGGGACAGGCUGUUAUUCAGAUUGCAGCAGCUUUAGGCAUCAAAACAAUCAAUGUGAUCCGAGACAGACCCAAUCUCCAAGAGGUGGUAGACAGACUGACAUCCCUUGGUGCAGACCAUGUCAUCACAGAAGAGAUGCUGAGAAAGCCAGAGAUGAAAGACUUAUUUAAGAAAGUCCCAAAGCCCCGGUUAGCUCUGAAUUGCGUUGGAGGGAAAAGUACUACUGAGAUGCUGCGCCACAUACAACAGAAAGGGACCAUGGUUACAUAUGGCGGGAUGGCAAAGCAGCCUUUGACUGUCCCUGUGAGUGCAUUCAUCUUUAAGGAUGUGAAGCUGCGUGGGUUUUGGAUGACCCAGUGGAAGAAAGACCAAACCCAGAACAAGGACAGAUUGACUGGGAUGAUUCUGACCCUGUGUGAUCUUAUUCAUAAGGGGCAGCUCACUGCUCCAGCCUGCACACAGGUCCCACUGAAGGACUACCAAAUUGCCCUGGAGGCCUCCAUGAAGCCGUUCAUCUCAUCUAAACAGGUACUCACCAUGUGAUCCUGCUCCCAGGGACAAUCAUACGCCCUUUGUUUCCAGAGGGAGCUGAAUCACAGCCGGUUCUGGCACCAUUGGAGACAAUACAACUGGUUUCAUGCACGUUUGCUUCAGUGUAUCCUGUCUUCAGGAGAGAGUUGUUGAAGAGGAAGAAUCCCUGAAAUUUGUCAACUUUGCCCACUUGAAACAAUAACAAUCACAUCUGAGGCUAAUGUGUGUAACGGACGUGACUCAGAAGCAUACAGUAGAUCUCUGCUUUUGGAGAUGGAGCCUAUUUUUUUCACGUUGGCUAAAAUUAAUUGCUUUGCAAUAGAAAGUUAAGGGUGGCUAAGGUGCAGUCCGUGGAAUCCUAAAAACUAGGGUAGAGGCAAAGCCGAUCGCCUUCCAGCUGAUUGCUGGUGAAAUCAGUCAGUCAAGGAGGACACAAAUAGAAAUACUCUGCUCUGGCUGUGUGUAGUCACCCAAAUCGGAGGGCACUGGGACUCCCAACAAGAUGCUAAUGCGACCCUUACUGUAAAGUUUGCCUGCCCCAGAGUGAGCUUUAAGUGAGGAAGCCUCUAUUUUUCUGUCUCUAUGGCUUCUUCCCACGAAGGACUCCUCUAGAGGUGAAAUAUUGUCCUAGAUUGUAUCCUAACCCCAAUAUUGUCAUGUACAAUCCUGAGGGAAACUUACAUCUGUAGUUUAAUAUCGAGGCAGUUGCGGCUGAAGUAAAGGCACUUCACAUUGUGUUGCAAACCUGUCGUCCAAGAGCAAGAAUUGUGAAAUGGGCCACUGAAAUGUCAAUGACUGUUCAGAAUAAAUGCUAGAAUUUUGAGA
Chrysemys picta bellii (western painted turtle) is the source of this 2127-nucleotide messenger RNA. It is a transcript of the gene MECR, whose product is annotated as mitochondrial trans-2-enoyl-CoA reductase. Gene Ontology annotation, molecular function: trans-2-enoyl-CoA reductase (NADPH) activity. Gene Ontology annotation, cellular component: mitochondrion. The record is from RefSeq and is a predicted model, not a curated record. NCBI's taxonomy places the organism in Eukaryota, Metazoa, Chordata, Testudines, Emydidae. Gene Ontology annotation, biological process: fatty acid metabolic process.